CAGAAUCUACAAUUAAGAACCGAAAGCCUCCUAAAACGAAACUAGUACACAAACAAAUUUAGGGGAAAAACAAAAUUAGGUAGGAAAACGGCGAGGCAGCAAAGCAAACCCAGAGGAUCUAGGGUUGCCUUGGAUCUCUCUGUUUCCAAAGACACAUAUUUAGGUCUCUCUGUUUUUUUUAAUCCAUUACUUCUUUGUUUUUCAUGUAAAUUAGGGUUUUCGAAACGUGUAAGUUGAUGCAAAGGCUGAGAGACUCCUUUGUUUUUGGGACAGUGGUGUCUUGCUCUUAAGGUUUUAACCUUUUUUUUAUCGAUCGAAAUCGAAUUCUAAAAUCGGUGAUUUUGGGAAUUGGACUCUUUUAUCAAUUUUAUCAGAAUCGAUGAUGGAAAAGGCGGAUUUUUGAGAUUUUUUAAUCUUUAAUUUAUAAUAUUAUUUUAUUUUUGCGAUCUGUCAAUAUGCGAGGACUGCACAAAUCCAAAAGGGUUACUUGGGCACCGGAUGUUAACCUUUGUCAGAUAAGGCUCUUUCUAUCAGAGGAAUCACCUUUACAAGUUGGGUUGGGAGCUCAAGAUCACCUCCAAGCAAAAACGUCUUCUAUAUCACAUUUAAAUGGGGCAACUGUGGAUGACUUUCUGCCUCCUGGCUUUGAAGGAUCUCGUUCUACAGAUCAAAUGCAGAUUAACUUGACAGAAAUCCUUGUCGUCAAAUGGAGAUGUCCUCUCAGAUUUGUAUUGGACUUGAAUUGGCAAGUGGUUGCCGGAGAGGAAAGUAAAGAGGCAGAUGUUCAAAACCAAAGAGAACUGAGAGUGCUUGAGGCUGUUUAUCCACGCCCAUCUGCAAUUCCUACAAAUCCUUCUGUCUCAGCUGACAUGGCAAACUGUCAGUAUGAUGAUAAGCAAACUCCUCAAAUACCCAUCACUCCCAUUGAAGACGAGGAUGCGGCAAUUGGAACACAAUCGAAUGUCUUAGCACCGUUCGGUGCCCCCACUAGUUUACAGCCUCAGUUGUUGGAUAUUUUACCUCAUUUGAAUUGCAGUAUGCCAAGUAUUUCAAAUGUUCCUACCAAUGAGAAACCAACAGCUGCUGCCUUUACAGCAAUAAAUCAAAGCAAUGAAAAUGGAAACAUGAUUGAUCCUGACUUGCUCGUCCAAAUUCUCAGCAACCCCAAAUUGAUUGAGAAAUUAGUUACAGAACAUGGAGUGGCUUCAGGUGUACAAAGCUUACCUAUAUCAUCAAUCAAUUUGGUACCGUCGUUUGACAUGCCUCCAUCUGCAGGUCACAUCGGUAGAACAGAAAAUGAUGGAGCGUUUUACGGCAAGUCAAAUGGGGUUGGAAUUGGAGCCUCAAAUAAACAUGGUUCGGUUCCUGGUGUAUGUCCAAUUUCGCAUUCAGUUGCAAUGGAACUUCCCCAAAAGAAGGAUGUAAACUAUUACAAGAACUUGAUUCAACAGCAUGGAGGAGAAAGUCAAGUAGGAGGUCAGAAGUUCAAUAACCGAUACAAUCAACAGUUAAGACCCAACCAAGAAGUAAUAAAUAACCCGAGGUCAAGAGAUUCGAAGCCGAGGAUAAUGAAACCUUGUAUUUACUUUAACAAUUCCAGGGGAUGCAGGAAUGGCGCCAAUUGUGCGUACCAACAUGAUACAUCCUCCCAGAACAGGGGCAAUAGUAUUCCCGACGCCCCUACUGCAAAGAGAAUGAAAAUGGAUAGAGAGAUAGGCAGUUGAAAACAUACUAGUAUGCCUUGAUUUUGCAAGUAGUUCAAUUAUGGCUUUCACCUUGAUUUUUCCUUUUAUUUUUUGCGUCUUCCAUCCACCAUUUGAUGAAUUACUUACCAUCACUUGGGGAUAUCAUUUUCUGGGACGGCUUUUCUUUUUGGUGGUUUCCUUGUUCUUCCUUGCUUUGAUCCAAAUUUGAUAAUGUUAUAGUCCCCCUAUAUAUAACAUACAUGCAAACUCAUCUUCAAUUCA
This is a messenger RNA of Gossypium raimondii (Peruvian cotton), 1967 nucleotides long. RefSeq names its product zinc finger CCCH domain-containing protein 6. The transcript is spliced from 4 exons. The coding region runs from base 456 to 1724 and encodes 422 amino acids. The record is from RefSeq and is a predicted model, not a curated record. Gene Ontology annotation, molecular function: metal ion binding. NCBI's taxonomy places the organism in Eukaryota, Viridiplantae, Streptophyta, Magnoliopsida, Malvales, Malvaceae.